Messenger RNA from Spinacia oleracea (spinach), 1675 nucleotides. RefSeq lists its product as uncharacterized. Gene Ontology annotation, biological process: telomere maintenance; DNA repair. The transcript has 2 exons. The record is from RefSeq and is a predicted model, not a curated record. The coding region runs from base 1 to 1170 and encodes 389 amino acids. Lineage: Eukaryota; Viridiplantae; Streptophyta; Magnoliopsida; Caryophyllales; Amaranthaceae. Gene Ontology annotation, molecular function: DNA helicase activity.
AUGAGGAAUAUGAGGAAUGGUAUGGACAACCCCAUAGAGCACCAGAAUUACAGGUAUGUCAAUACUGGUGUCUUUGGAGUACCUUCUAAAUUAUUUUGGAUUACCGUGCGUGGCACGGGUCCUACACUAGUCAAGGAACAACCAUUCGGUGGAAAGGUAGUUGUUUUUGGAGGAGACUUUCGACAAAUUUUACCGGUUAUCCCAAAGGGAAGUCGUCAAGAUAUUGUUUUUGCAGCCAUAAACUCUUCCUAUUUAUGGGAUUUUUGUCGAGUGUUAUCUUUGACACAAAACAUGAGACUGCAAUUAGGAAGUUCAGGAGAUUCAAAUGAGAUUAGAGAAUUUUCAGAGUGGAUAUUGAGAAUUGGAGAUGGUAAGGAAGGAGAACCUAAUGAUGGGGAAACAACCAUAGAGAUUCCAGAUGAUGUGUUGAUUAAAGAUGUGGUAACUAAUCCCAUUGCAGUAAUUGUUGAUAGUAUCUAUCCUUCUGUCUUGGAGAACUUGGAUGACCCAAAGUUUUUCCAAGAUAGAGCUAUUCUUGCUCCAACAAACGAGUGUGUAGAGGAGGUAAAUGAACAGUUGUUGUCAAUGAUAUCAGGAGAGGAGAAAAUAUACUUAAGUUCAGAUAGUAUUUGCAAAGCAGAUAUACAGGGUAAUCAAGAGCUAUAUACACCUGACUUCUUAAACAGUAUCAAGUGUUCUGGGCUACCGAAUCAUACCCUAAAACUGAAGGUAGGAGUCCCUGUUAUGUUACUUAGGAACAUCGACCAACCUUCUGGUUUGUGUAAUGGCACGAGAUUAGUGGUUACACAGUUGGGUAACCAUAUAAUUGAGGCUAAAAUACUAUCGGGAAGCAACGUCGGUCACAAAGUUUUCAUACCUCGACUACUCUUGACCCCAUCUGACACAAAAUUGCCUUUCAAGUUUCAGCGCACGCAAUAUCCAUUGGUUGUUUGCUUUGCUAUGACUAUAAACAAAAGUCAAGGCCAAUCUCUUUCUCAUGUAGGUCUAUAUCUUCCUAGACCGGUCUUUAGUCAUGGUCAACUAUAUGUAGCAAUAUCAAGGGUUACCAGGAAAAGUGGGUUGAAAAUUUUGAUAUGUGAUAAGGAUGGUCGCACAUAUAAUACUACGCAAAAUGUAGUAUACAAAGAAGUUUUCCAGAAUUUAGCUUAAUGAGGUAAUUUUAACUUCUUUUUAAUUAUUCAUUUACCUUUUUUUUUGGUCAAAAUUAUUUACCGACUUAACUAUAUAUUUUAAGUGACAGUUUAACACAAAUAUUUCAUGUGCUUAUUGCAGAUACAUUAUGAGCAUAAUCAUGUCUUGCGCUGGGAAAUACACAUCAGGAAUAAUGGACAAUUUUAGUAACUGUUCUUUAAAACUCAAUUUUUUUUUUUGUUUUUUUUUUUUUGCUAUUUUUCCAGUUGAAACACAUUCAUCGGAACUUACAGAUCGGUAUUUUACCUUGAUUAAUUUUUUAUUUUUUUCGCAAACAACCUUGAUUAAUUAAACUUGGUAUUUUUCAUCUUUACUAUGUAAGAAUAAUGCAUGCAUGCUCAAACUUAAAUCAGAUUGUUCCAUAGAUUGAAUAAUAAAUCAGUGAACUUGCAGAAAUAAAAAUUCAGUAAUAAGCAAUUUUCAUCAAAACGAACAUGCAUAUUUUUUAGUAGUAACUUUUUUA